Molecule: messenger RNA, 1455 nt
Organism: Microthlaspi erraticum
Lineage: Eukaryota; Viridiplantae; Streptophyta; Magnoliopsida; Brassicales; Brassicaceae
Source: the annotation of a GenBank genome assembly
AUGUCUCUUCUGAUCAGAUCCUCUUACGUCUCUCACCUCAAUCAUUUCCAAUUCCUACCUAGAAACUCAAAAUCGUCCUCUUUCCCCGAUCAAAUCCCGUCUAGAUUCUCGUUCGUUUCUUCUUUCAACCACAACCCGUUUUCGAAUUUGGUCUAUAAACGCAACCCAACAAUGCAAUCUGCUUCGUCGAUGGCUGUGAAGAGCUCCUUGAUUGACCCAGACGGCGGGGAAUUAGUGGAAUUGGUGGUGCCGGAAUCGCAGAUUGAGCUGAAGAAAGCCGAAUCGGAGUCGAUGCCGAAAGUGAAGCUCACGCAGAUUGAUCUCGAGUGGGUACACGUCAUCAGCGAAGGCUGGGCUAGUCCUCUCAAAGGGUUCAUGAGAGAAGACGAGUAUCUGCAAAGCUUGCAUUUCAAUUCCCUUAGGUUAAAAGACGGCUCUUUUGUCAACAUGUCGCUUCCUAUCGUUCUCGCCAUUGAUGAUGACACCAAAGAACAGAUCGGAUCAUCCCGGAACGUUGCUCUCGUUAGCCCUCAAGGAGACAUCAUCGGCUCUCUCCGAAGUGUAGAGAUAUACAAACACAACAAGGAAGAGAGGAUAGCGAGAACUUGGGGGACGACUUCUCCAGGAUUGCCUUAUGUUGAAGAAUACAUUAAUCCAUCUGAAAACUGGCUGAUUGGUGGCGAUUUAGAAGUGUUCCAGACGAUUAAGUACAACGAUGGGCUUGAUCACUACAGGCUCUCUCCUAAACAGCUUAGGGUAGAGUUCGAUAACCGUAAAGCGGAUGCUGUGUUUGCAUUCCAGCUGAGGAACCCUGUGCACAAUGGACAUGCUCUGCUGAUGAAUGACACCAGGAAGAGGCUUUUGGAAAUGGGUUACAAGAAUCCUGUUCUCUUGCUUCAUCCUUUGGGAGGUUUCACGAAGGCUGAUGAUGUUCCACUUGACGUUCGAAUGGAGCAACAUAGCAAGGUUCUUGAAGAUGGAGUUCUUGAUCCAGAGACUACUAUUGUCUCGAUAUUUCCAUCGCCUAUGCACUACGCUGGUCCGACUGAAGUUCAGUGGCACGCCAAGGCUAGGAUUAACGCUGGUGCUAACUUCUACAUUGUGGGGCGUGAUCCUGCAGGAAUGGGACAUCCUACUGAGAAGAGAGAUCUUUAUGAUCCUGACCAUGGGAAGAAAGUCUUGAGCAUGGCUCCUGGACUUGAGAAACUAAACAUUCUUCCAUUUAGGGUUGCAGCUUACGAUACAGUAGAAAAGAAGAUGGCAUUUUUCGAUCCCUCUCGUGCAAAAGAGUUCCUUUUCAUUUCUGGAACAAAGAUGCGAACGUAUGCAAGAACAGGGGAGAAUCCUCCAGAUGGGUUUAUGUGUCCGAGUGGAUGGAAUGUUCUUGUCAAAUACUAUGAGAGCUUGCAAGAAAGCGAGACAUCGGCAAAACAACCAGCCGUUGUUGCAGCCUAA